Molecule: messenger RNA, 2368 nt
Organism: Eurytemora carolleeae
Lineage: Eukaryota; Metazoa; Arthropoda; Copepoda; Calanoida; Temoridae
Product: BRCA1-associated protein
Exons: 21
Coding region: 66-1943 (625 amino acids)
Biological process (GO): Ras protein signal transduction; protein ubiquitination
Cellular component (GO): cytoplasm
Molecular function (GO): ubiquitin protein ligase activity; zinc ion binding
Source: RefSeq, a predicted model, not a curated record
AUACAUUAUUCAUUCUUAUAUAUUUUCAGAUAAGUCCAGGAAAAGGCUAUGUUUCAAGACAUAAAAUGACCGUGCAUUAUAAUCUGGCAAUUGAAACUGUAGACUCGUGUCCACCUGUCAGCAUAGACUAUUCAUCUCUGUCAAGUCAGCCCUAUAAAGCACCAACAGUUUGUGGACAAAUUGGGAAAAGUAGAACCGAGACGGAAAGAAAACGUGAGCGAGGAACAAGAGAACCCGCAGACAUUAUCAUUGAAACAUUUAGUAUUGGAUCUGUAGAGAGUAAGGAGAUGAGUGUAUCUGGAGCUAGCGGAACUUCAUCUUUAUCCAGAAAAUCAUCAACAAGAUCCCUGCUUAGUCGUGAGAAUACUCCUGGUUGGACAAGCAAGGAAUUCCCUCCUCUGGUUACUAAGGACGAUGUAGCCGGAGCUAGCAAUGACGGAAGGACGGAUGUAAAAUCAAAAGAAUCAACUCCAUCGGAUAGAUCAAGGCAUAGGUCUACUAAAGACUCCUCCCCACUAGAACCUGACAGCAUCAAUUUUAUCUCCGGGAACCCGUUCGUUGAAGUCACCAAAGGGAUCAUUCAUCUUUUUAAAGAUGCUGUUCACAGAGAGUACGGUAGUACAGAGAUGAUGUGCAUGUACGGUAUACCGGCCAAACAUAAAACAUGUGAUCUCAUUCAGUUCACAGCACCCUGUCAUGCAGAUCUUGAGUACAUGAGAAUAAUACAUGAUGGAAGUCCUAAUCAGUACAUGGUUCUUCUUAAGUUCAGAUCAGGACAAGCAGCGAGUGAAUUCCACGCCGCGUACAAUGGUCUCCCUUACAACAACAUAGAAUCAGAUAUAUGCUCCGUGUUCCCUGUAUCCUGGGUAGAACAUUGCAAGGAGAGCGAAUACUAUCCUAAUUCUGAUACCGGUGUGGAGCUGCCCCACUGUACAAUAUGCUUGGAGAGGAUGGAUGAAAGCGUAUCAACUGUUCUUACAAUUCUCUGCAAUCACAAGUUUCAUUCUGGAUGUUUGGCACAGUGGGAGGAUCCUACCUGUCCUGUUUGCAGACAUGUUCAAACACCUGAGGUGAGUACAGAACAGCUUUGCUCAGAUUGUCAGUCAUCCACUGAUCUAUGGAUCUGUCUCGUGUGUGGAUAUGUAGGUUGUGGAAGAUACGCUGGGGGACACGCCCAUCAACAUUUCCUGGACACCCAGCACUGUUACAGCAUGGAGCUCGGGCACAACAGGGUCUGGGACUACGUUGGGGACAACUUCGUUCACAGAUUGGUUCAGAAUACUAGUGAUGGUAAACUGGUAGAACAGGAGGGAGGGGGAGAAGGUGGGAAGCGUAGUAGUGUUGGAGGAGUUCAUGUUGAUUCAGACGAGAAGAUGGAUAGUUUACAGAUGGAGUACACAUACCUUCUCACAUCACAGUUGGAGUCUCAGAGAGAUUAUUUUGAGAGUAAGCUGGCUCGGAUGGAGGAGGAGGCCGGGAGGGAGAUGAUGGAGGUCACCAGCAGGGCUAAACUAGCACACCAGGAGAAGGUUAAAAUGCAAUCAGAACUAGAAGUGUUAACUCGAGAGAGGAUAAAGUUUGAAACCAAGAUUGCCCAGAUGAGUUCUAAACUCUCCAAACUAAACUCUCUGCUGGAGGAGGAGAAACAGCUGAAUAGAAGUCUAGCUCAAAACCAGGAGGAUUGGCAGAAAAGAUUGCGAGCUACCGAGAUAGAGAUGAAUUUGCUUCGAGUACAGAAGGAUGACGAGGUUAAGGAACUCAAAGAGCAGGUUCGAGAUCUGAUGUUCUUCCUUCAAGCCCAGGAUAAGAUAAAGGAGUCUCCUAUGCGAAGUGAGCUUGAGGCCGGAAGUAUAGUUGUGAGUGAACCUGGCGAGGUCGCCGAGGCCGGGGGAAAUAAUACCCCCAGGAAACCUGGCAAAGGGAAUAGAAAACGAAAGAGUUAAAUAUUCACUUUUUAAAAGUUUAAGAUAUUUAUUUACUUUUAUGUUUAAAAGUGAUAGGUACUGAAGACGCAUUUUCAAGUGAUCCUUCAUUUGUAGAGUGAAAUGUUCCAUUCACAACGGUACCCUCUAAACCUUUGUUCAAUUAAGGCUGAGUAAGAUAUCCAAUUUUUUUCUUUCGGAAAAUUGAUUGUUAAUAACUGUGGUUUCUCAAUAAAAGUGCUUUGCAGAUCUAUGCUACAGAGACUUUACAGGAAAGAGUUAAACGUCAACACGUGUUAAGAUUGAAAUCAACGAUAUUGUUACCCAGAUAAAAGUUGUAAGGAUACCAUUGUGAAUCGGGCAUGCCACUCUCUUUAAAUGAAGAAUAAAUUGAAAUUACUUCUUCAGUCCCUUAACGUGACACAUCUGAGCUCGCGAUUUAAAAA